This is a messenger RNA of Klebsormidium nitens, 2443 nucleotides long. Lineage: Eukaryota; Viridiplantae; Streptophyta; Klebsormidiophyceae; Klebsormidiales; Klebsormidiaceae. The record is from the annotation of a GenBank genome assembly.
CUCGACUUUCACCGACAGUUCUGGCACAUUAACUUCUCCUCGUGAGCUUCGCAAGGUAGGAUCUGAGUGUCCACGAGGAAUGCUGUGACAGAGAAGAAAACAGAGAGAGUUUUUGCUGAUGUGCAACAACGAGAUGGCACGCCACGAUCUUCCUAGGAGAAACGUGUAGGGGUGAAGGAGCGCUGGCAAUUCUAUAUAGAAGACCAGCUUCUCAGUUCUGAGGCACAGCAUUGCGCAGUCUGGCCAAGACUGGAGCUUAGGGCUCAGCAUUGCUCACACCCCUCCGGGUUGACACUUGGACGGUGCAGUCUGAGGAACUUUUGCUAUGCUGGGCUCUAGAACUGCAAGUUUGAACGCCUCGGACUGCCCCAGGCAACAGACAGAUGAGAGUGUUGAUGAGACAAGACAGAUGAGAGUGUUGAUGAGCCAAGUCCUCAUUGCACCUCAUCCUGAAAGGUUCUGGUGGCAGCUUGAUACUCCCCUCAGCUUACCUUCCGAGAACCUGCAAAUCUGAAUAUAGCUUGUUGAUUUCCUUCACCAAGCUUUCCCCAGGUUCUACUUCACAGAACCUUGCAGGGGUUCUGACACGAAGCAGCGCAACUAGAAUGGUCCAACCGGUUUGGCCAUGUUUCCUCUUAACCAUGCUAGCGAGGAUAAGCAUUCUGUCAACCAUUCUAGUUGCCGCUGAAGCACGGAGCCCCUGGCCAAGUGGCCUCAGGGCAGCCGUUUCAGGAUGGAAGAGCGCAGCUCCAAAAGUGUGCCCCUGUCGCGGCCAACUCUCAGAUGACUGUCCGGACGGCUUCCCAGCGAUAGGCUGCUUCCGCUUGCGACUUCAAUGCACUUGCCAGCUCCCAUCCUGCAACGCAACAGUUUCUUGCGCCGCCGGGAGUUCCUGCGACCUUAACUGGAACAAGUGUUUCCAAAGCCCAAAACGGGUAGGCGACCCGUGCACUGGCGACGUUGACUGUGGACCAGGCCUGGUGUGCGGUUCCAACUCUGGCCUUUGUAGAGCGAGCGUAAAUGCUCCCCAGUCGAGUCCACCGCCCCUCCCCCUCCUCGCCCCCGCGCAAUCCCCCGGAGUCGCAAACCGGACCACAUUAGUACAGUCGACAGUCGCCACCGUUAAGCUCGGCGGCACAUGCUCGUUGACGUCACAGUGCGGUCAGGGCCUGCUGUGUGACCAAUGCCCGGGGGGUGGUGACGUCACCACGUGUCGGCAGGGGAGCUGGGCGCUGCAGCCGUCGGACUACGACCGGCCGUACAACAAGGUCCCCUGGCUGGUCGCACACAACGCGUAUGCGCAGAACGUGGCUCCGCCAAACACGUGGCCGUACGCCGUCUUUCUCAACCAAGACCUGUCCAUUACCGACCAGCUAAACUAUGGCGCGCGGGGCUUGAUGCUAGACGUGUACUUGGUCAAGGGUGACGUGUACCUAUGUCACAACUACUGCAAUUUUGGAAAGGUCCCCUUGGGCCCCGUCCUGUCCGAGAUCAAGUCCUGGAUGGACGCGCAUCCGUCCGAAGUCGUCACAAUUUUCUUCGAGGAUUACGUCACGCGGACGUCACCAAGUCUACUGACGUCAGCGCUCGCAGCGGCGGGGCUCUCGCAAUAUUUAUUCCCGCGCGCCCAGAUGCCAACGGACGGCUCAGAUUGGCCCUCCGUUCGGGCGAUGGCGGCGAUCGGACGGCUGGUGGUGUGGACGGACGCGCGAGGCGGGGACUUGCCCUGGCAGUGGGACUACUACGUGGAGGCGAUGUACGGCACGCGAGGGAUGGAUUCGGCCUCCUGUCCCGUCCGCGACAACGGUUCGUCGGGCCUCAGCGACCGCAGCAAGUCGCUCGUCCUAGUUAACUGGUUCGGCGACCUGGAGGCCUCGUCCGCCGCGUGCACGGACAACCAGCUGGUAACGCUGCAGGCAAAGCUGCAGGCGUGUUACGCCGCGGCAGGGAGCCGGUGGGCGAACUUCCUGGCAGUCGAUUUCUUCCAGCACAACACCGAUGGCGGAGCGUUCAAAUCUCUUGAAUGGCUGAGCCAACAGUGGCGGUCGUCUGCACCCUGAGCGAUUGAGGGUGCGCAAGAUCAAGCGGAAUAUAAGUUAUGACCACAAUUGCAGCAUCGGAUAGAUGAAUGCAUUUUUGGGUUGCUUCAUUGGGUAGAAACAUUCAAACAUUGCAUUCAUCGUCCUCGAAGAGUAUAAAUUGGCUACGUUCCUUAGACGAUCAUGGAGCCUCCGGUUGCGCGCUAAGAAUAGAAGGACUGUUACUAACUCCGCCCUAGGAGCAGCAAGGGAGCAAUAGAUUAAGUAUUCUGAAAGACAUUGACGAUUCAACGUCGAUUAUCGACUGCAUAGCAACGGCCAUAUUAUCAGUGGCUUGACUUGGCGCUCAAGUCACUGAUCACUGCGUCUUGAUAGUGAUCUAACAUGGACAUUCUCACACGGAA